This is a messenger RNA of Haliotis rufescens (red abalone), 6910 nucleotides long. RefSeq lists its product as uncharacterized. Bases 222 to 4985 code for a protein of 1587 amino acids. Gene Ontology annotation, molecular function: protein binding. The record is from RefSeq and is a predicted model, not a curated record. The transcript has 32 exons. NCBI's taxonomy places the organism in Eukaryota, Metazoa, Mollusca, Gastropoda, Lepetellida, Haliotidae.
AAAUUGUUAGGGUAUGGCUGACAGUGGACUCACAAUACUGAACGUGAAACAGUUUAUUCUAGAGCCACAUGUUUUCAAUGAGCUGGUGAACCAAGACAGACCUAGGAUGGGAUAGAUUCGAAGAUGAAUAUGCAAGAACAGCGUUUGAGUGGAAGAUAAGUCAUGUAGUUGAGGAGAAAGACCACUUGGCUGCAGCACCUAUACAAGUUGUAUCCGGCACAAUGCAGCACUCAUUGUUUGAGCUGGCCCGGCUGCUGUCACUGAGUCAGGAGACACGCGGCAGCGUCAAGUCCAAGACCUCCAUCACACAGUAUGCCUGGAAGGAGGAAGGCGAGGUCAACAUGCUGGCACUGGCUUGCUCAAAUGAUCAGAUUGUGUUGCGGUACAGCAUUGCUGGAAAACCUCCACUUAUUAAACAGUUGUCAUGGAUACCAAACAAGACGAUUGUGGCGAUGUGUUUUGACCCAACAGUGACCUGGCUUCUCAUCUUGACCCAUGAACCAGACAUCUACCUGGUGCCAGCCUUCUCCCUCAUGGAACCCAAGGCACGAGUAAACCAGCUGUGGAACACAGACGACGUCACACACAUCAAACUUCAGCAGCCUAAGGGUGAUGUGUGUGUGGUGAGCUGGUGGCACACUUUAGACGACCAACAGGUUGCUGUCAUUGGAACUAAGGCUGGAGAGAUUAUUUUUGUGGAUUUGUUGAGGAAAAAGACUGUGGCUUCUACCCACGUUGAAACAGCCAUCUUGAAACUGGACCUAGUGAUGGAUGAUCAACAGAUGACGACAUCUCUGCUGAUCACGGCGAAUGGGAACAACCAGUGGAACCUGCUUCUGGAGAGUCGCUCCAUCGACAGGAUGUUUGCCGAUCUGAGUUUUGACGGGACUGAGACAUCCCCAGACCCUGUCAACAACAUACUGGUACAGACAGAUGAGAACAGAGAAAAGUUUCUUCCCCUACGCUACGAGCAAUUCCAGCGCUCCGUCAUUCUCUGUCCGCAGAAUGCCCGAGGCCGGCACUUCAUCACAGCUCAUGAAGACAAGACAUCCACAUUCCAGGUCUAUGACAGCCAUGUAGAGCACUCACCCCUAUUUGUGUACAAGCUGCCUAUCGGAGCCUACAAUGUCAUCCUCACGGAUCGCCUCAUCUUCACCACAUCACGGGUGAGCGGCAGGCGGCUGCUGAUCAUAUCUAACCAACGGGCCGAAACUUCUCUGGAGGACCACCAGGAUUUCAAUAAAGAAUCCAUAGUUCAGCAAUUUGACCUGCCACAAGACGAGACCUUGCUAGGGGUUCAGAAGAAGUGUUUCCCGUUUUAUUGGCACGAGAAACGCGAGGAGGAAAGACUUCGAUCAGUGCAAGAAGGGGAAUACAUGGAACAGCCAACAAGUAUUCCCACAAACAUUCAAGCUAUUCCAGUCACCUCCCACACCGUUUUAGAUGGAUGCAUUGUCAUAACAAACCGAGCAAUUUAUGAAUGUCGACCCAGGAUCUCUCCCGAGCGUCUGUUCCUCGGCCUGGCAAUACAGCACACGGACGCUGCGUAUGCUGAGAGCCUCGGAAUCAGCAUUGGCCUUGACCUUACAGCUCUGUUUGAGGUGGCAGCAGAUUACCUCCUCAGAGCAGGAGAGUUCUCCAGAUCUGUUCGUCUUUACCAACUCUCCAAGUGUUCUCACGUGAAGCGAGUCGGGAACCUAGCCCGCCAUGGUCGUCUACAGGAAGUGACAUCAGUGCUGCGUCAAGUCCUGAACAACCACCAGGUGGAGCUGAGCAUGAUGGAGAGGAAGCAGCUGGCAGACAUGGCGCUCCACUGCUGUGUGUACUUCCUGUCCCACGAUGCUGACCGAUCUUCAGGGAUGGACGAGACAUUCAAGGAGUUCCUGUUUGGGAGCUUCUCUUUUGACGAGAUGAAAGCUCUCCACCUUCUGUCAGACUUCUCUCUGCAUGAACUACUGCUGGAGUUUGCCAAGGCACGUGGUCUGGUGGUGGAGGCGCUGGAGCUACUGUCGUCGCGGAGUCAGUUCAACGUCCCCACCCACCUCCUCUCCGAUCUCGUUACCCGGGGAUUCAGUGCUCAUCUACUGCAGGCUGGACAAGGGUCGCUGCUGCAGUGUAUCAGUGCGGACGACCUCGUGCGCCUCCUCCUGACCAAGCCCCAGCUUGCCAUACAGAACGUGGGUCUCAUGGAGAACCAGCUGGGUCUGCUGGAAGAGGAGCUGCUGGUCUCACUGGCCGAGGUCUUCGACCCCUCCCGACCUGUGAUGAGGGGCAUCCUGAACAGACACCAGUACUCCAGGAGGAGGACAACCAGCAUCUCUUCCUUGACCUCCUUCACGAGUGAUGUCCUUGACUUUUCAGGGGACAUGGGGACCUCCAACCUGUGUCACCUGAUGGACUUCUUCAUCUCCGUCGUCCUGCACCUCAACAAGAAGCGAGAUGCUGACAGCGUGCAGCUGGACCUGGCAGACAUGUUGGCAGACAUCAACACUCAACUGGAGGAGCUGAGGGAGAAGAAACAACCCUUCGUGGAGAUGUCUCGGAAGCUGGCCCUGCAGCCGAGCGUCAUUGGCUGUGGCAGCCAUCACACUGCCAUCAUCAGGAACAGCGACCUGUACGUCUGGGGGCUCACCAACAACGGCAGGUUGGGUCACGGUGACCUGGUGACGGAGAACAGCAUCGCAGCGCCGGCCCGGGUGGAAACACUACACAUGCUACAGAUGCGGGUGCUGUCCGUGGCGUGUGGGGGGGAACACACGCUCGUCAUCACACAGCAAGGGGUGUAUGGGUGGGGACGGUCUCAGUACGGCCAGGUAGGGGUGGGGACACGACACCGCUACACCCGACCCAUGCUGAUCGAGUCCCUGCUGCCCGAGAUGGUCGUCAGCAUUGAGUGUGGACAGUACCACAGUCUGGCUCUCACGGAGAACAGCGAUGUGUACAGCUGGGGCUGGGGGGUCCAUGGCCAGCUCGGGCACUGUGACCCGGAGGACCAGCUCAGCCCCACCCUGGUGAAGAGCCUGAGGGGCAAGGACGUGGUGAGGAUUGCGGCAGGGUACUGCCACAGUCUGGUGCUCAAUGACAAGGGUGCUGUGUACUCGUUUGGGUGUGGUUACUUUGGCCAGCUGGGCCAGGGGGACAACAGCAAGAAGUCCUGCCCCACCCGGAUCUCGCUCCUGCCAGAACCCGUCUCCAUCAUCGCCACCAAAUACUUCCAUUCCAUUGCCGUAACCAGUAGCAACCGUGUGUACUCCUGGGGAUGUCAUCCUCACAGCCUUCGGUACUCCGCGCAGCUUGUGCGUAGAGCCAGACAACUGGGCCAGCAUCUUAGUGACCCUGUGGAGAGCUAUCUAAGUCCCAGCGUUGUAGACUCAGCUUAUGUCAAUGGGAAGAUUACACAGGUGACUUGUGGCAGCCUCCACACCAUCCUCCAGACAAGCGAGGGGGAAAUCUACGUGUUCGGAAGGAACAUGGAUGGACAGCUUGGCAUCGGCAGCAAACAGGAUGAGAAAAUUCCAAGAAUGUUGACGAAGAUUAACGACCACAAUAUUGUGUGUGUAAAGUCUGGGGGAGAGUUUAACAUUGCCAUGGAUACGGAGAACACAGUGUGGGUCUGGGGGAAGAACGAUACCGCCCAGCUGGGCUACCAUGUAAUUGAGAUACCCUCCCAGGCGCUCAGAGUGACUCGGUCCCGGCGACGCUCAACUCCCAGCAGUACCGACUUCCUCAGUCCCACAAUCCUCAAAGGACUUCCUGCUCAGGACCCCACUGUCAUGUCACCAUGGCAACAGUCCUUCAUGGCAUCCUCAGAGAGUGGAGAUUCCGAAUAUUGGGUGACAGACGGCAAGGUGGAGGACCACCAUCUGGCCAUGAUUCCAAGUCUGGAGAAGGUCGGCAAGGUCAGGUACUCGCGCAAGGUCAUCCCGGUUGUGCUCAAGUACCUGCCUCACCUGUGCCAGAUCACCACUGCCUUGAUACAGUGUGUCGACGCCGGGGACUGGUUGACUGCUGCCGACAUACACCUGCUGUCCCAUUGCCAUAGUCAGGCGUUGUUGUGUCAGCUGCAGGUGUUGACGGACAGGAAGCCGUUCAUGUCAGCGGAGACGUUCCGUCUCUUCAGCAUCCAAGUCAUCCAGCACCACAUCAGAUGCACAGUGAGUGGUGACAACACCCAGUCUGAGCUGCGUGAGGAGCUGAAUGUGAUCGUAGUUGAGGUGCUUGACUACUGGGAAAAGCAUGACUUGGCGGUAGUCGACCUGGAAGCCAUCUUUCUUCACCAACUCACACAGCUCGCCCCUACUCUCAGCCUCCUGCUCUUCAGGUGCCAUGAUAAGCAUGAAGAAGCUCCUGCUGCACUGCUGGGCCCGUCAGGCGAGUUCCUGGAGAAGUUCUCCACAGACUUCUGCCUGAAACUGCUGCACUCGGUGUUGAGCAGCUCCUCCAGGAAGCCCAACACGCUGCCCAAGCAGUGGAUGUCCCUGCUCCAGCACCAUGCUGUCAGGGCAGCAGACUCGGGCGCAGACAUGGUGGACGUCAAACCCGAGCCGACCCAGACCAGACCGAGGGUUGACAUCCAGCCUUGUGACAAACUGAUACCGUACGACCGCCUGUGGCAGGACAUUGUGCAGAACCUGCAGAAACACGCAGACUCCCGGAGUUACAUCCCCCUCACCAGGAAUGAGAUGGAUCACAUCGAGGUGCAGAUGGAGGAGAAGACGAACAGACAGGCUGACAGGAAGGACACACAGACAGACACCGUCCAGCCUGACGAUCCCCAAAGUGCCAUAUUGUUCACGUGCGGCCAUCACUUCACCAGGACAACGUUCACAGACGAGGUGCUUGUCAGCUUCGACCGCGAACUGACUGAGGGACCCAACAAACUCCCAUACAGUGCGACAGUGCUGAAACAGUAUUACAGCAGGCAGGGGUUACUUCCCCUUGCUUGUCCCAAAUGUGUGCUGAAUGCCUUGAUGACAAUUUCAUGAGACAAUCAAAUCUGAAAAUUUGGCAUUUCAUCAUUAUUAUGUGUGAUCAUAGUCAUUUCGAGUGUGAAUUGAAGAUUAAUGAGUUUUACAUGGGUAAUUCAUAAUCCAGCUUUAUCAAAGCUGCCAGAUAUUUUAUUUAUGCAAGGAUACAUGUGCUGGAAUACCCACAACUUAACCUAUAUUCUACCAUAAAUUUUUGAAAAUACUCGAUUUUGAUUGGUUUAUCAUAGGUAUCAAAUCACAAUAAACCUCCUCUGAUUAGAUAUAGUUGAUUUGAUGGGGCAUAAUAUUUUUAGGAUAGUUCUUCUUAUACAGUCAUUGUCAGUAGGUGUAUUUAAAUAAUUAUUUGUACAAUUACAGGUUACAAAAUGCAAAGUUGUGGUUACUACAAUAUUCAAAGUAUGUGUGGCAAUAUAUUUCGUGCAGAAAAUAUGAUAGCAAUCUUCAAAAAGAAUGUAUUUCACGUUUUAUGGACAACAGAGAGCUUGCUAUUGGGCGUUUUUGUAUAUAUGACUGUGACAUCAUAUCUUUUGCGUCACAAUGAGCUAUAUGACGUGAUAAUUGUGACACACAGUGUAAAACAAAACCUUUGCAAGGCUUGCUGUUUCUUUAGGGGUUCCCACCUCAUGUUAGCUUUCGAAGUUGUCGUGCCAUAUGCUUUCAGUGCCUGUCAUAAGUUCGUGAGAAGUGUUACGGUGUAAACAAACUGCUUGAGCAUACAGAUCGCCCUAUUUUGUUUAAAGGCAGUUGUCGGUUAUUCCGUAACUUCUGAUCGACAACACACUCAAAACACUUGGUUCAACCCAUGCCGCUUCACUCGAAACCAAAGAGUUUGCGUUUUAUUUAGUCAUGGUAGAAUGGAGAUAAACAUACUGUGUUUUGAAUGUAGAGCUAGGUUACAAGUAGUUUUUUUUAGAAUGGAGAUAUAAUACGCUGUAUAAUUCUGGAUGAAUGGGGGGCGGUCAGGUAGCCUAGUGGUUAAAGCAUUCGCUCAUCACGCCGAAGACCCGGGUUCGAUUCCCGACAUGGUUACAAUGUGUGAAGCCCAUUUCUGGUGUCCCCCGCCGUGAUAUUGCUGGAAUAUUGCUAAAAGCGGCGUAAAAACCAUACUCACUCACUCACUCACUGGAUGAAUGGAAGUAUGCAAUGGUGUUUUGCUGAUGGGCAGGGUACAGAAGACCAAGGCAAAUAUUAUACAAAUAAUUACUCUUGAUGAGGUCCAUAUGCGAAGACAAGGACCCGUGGACCCAACCUCUGAGGUGGUCCUGUCAGAACCAGUGAAGGGGUCAGGUCAGAGGGUCCUUUUUUUGCAUAUUUACCUCAUCAACAGUAUUCACUUGUUUUGUUAUACCAAAGUUCACCUUAAAGUUUAUGCAUUUUUUAAACCAUCUUCUGUUUCAUAACAGUAACUUUGCUACAACCCGUGAAAUAUUCGUACCAGACGCCAUCUUGUUUUCUAGCAGAUGAGUCAAUAUUCAUCACGUGACAGGUCAAUACUGAUCACGUGACGGGUCAGUAAUCGAGGUCAGUGUCAGUCACAUCAUGUCUGGGUCUACAUUGUAAUGUAUUGUUUCGUCACGUGGCACAGAUUAACCAAGGCUGAAAAAAAUUAUAGUCUUGGUUCUUAGGCACCGACCACAUCAUCAUAAAGUUUGCCACACAUUUCGUUUUUUAUUUCCAUUUAAACAAAAAGUAAAAAUCUUUCAAUAUUCCGCGUCUCAAACACACGACCUGUCAGUGAAAUGCUUCAAUACUUAAGAACAUGAUUUCAAUGAAAUUAUUGUAAAUGAAAUAGGGGCAGUCGAGUAGCCUAGUGGUUAAAGCGUUCGCUCGUCACGCCGAAGACCCGGGUUCAAUUCCCGACAUGGGUACAAUGUGUGAAGCCCAUUUCUGGUGUCCCCCCACCGUGAUAUUGCUGGAAUAUU